Ficedula albicollis (Collared flycatcher) is the source of this 1248-nucleotide messenger RNA. Its product is annotated as NAD(P)(+)--arginine ADP-ribosyltransferase 2-like. The coding region runs from base 1 to 1032 and encodes 343 amino acids. Gene Ontology annotation, molecular function: NAD+-protein-arginine ADP-ribosyltransferase activity; NAD+ poly-ADP-ribosyltransferase activity. The transcript is spliced from 3 exons. NCBI's taxonomy places the organism in Eukaryota, Metazoa, Chordata, Aves, Passeriformes, Muscicapidae. The record is from RefSeq and is a predicted model, not a curated record.
AUGGUCCCCAACUCCUUCGACGACCAGUACCAGCACUGCCGCCUCAAAAUGCUGCGGGCGCUGCCGGCGCUCAACCGCUCCGAGUUUGUCCUGUCCAGUCCCUACGCCGAGGCCUGGGGCAAGGCCGCGGCCCUGUGGAACAGCCGGGCCUGCCGGGAUGAACCGGGCUCCAGCCGGGCCGAGCCGGGUUCCAGCCGGGCCUGGCUGGGCUUCAGCCAGGCCAGAUUGGGUUCCAGACAUGCAGAGCCGGGCUCCAGUCAAGAUGGGCCAGGUCCCAGCCGGGCCUGGCUGAGUUCCAGCACAGGCUCCAGCCGAACUGGGCCAGGUUCCAGCCCAGGCUCCAGCCAGGCCUGGCCGCGUUCUAGCCGGGUCGGACCAGGCUCCAGCCAGGCUGAGCUGGGUUCCAGCCCGGGUUCCAGCCCGGCCAAGCCAGGCUCGCUGCUGCGGCCGGAGCAGGCCAUCGCCCUGCUGGCCUACACCAUGGAGGAGCGCCUGUACGUGGAGUUCAACAGGGCCGUGCGCAGGGUCGGGCGCUCCCGCCGGGAGUACCUGAACAAUUUCCACUUCAAGGUGCUGCAUUUCCUGCUGACCGGGGCGCUGAGGGCCCUGCGGGGCGCCCAUAGCCACCCGCGGUGCCUGCACGUGUUCCGCGGCGUCGACAGGAUCCGCUUCACCGCCCGGCCCGGGCAGAUCGUGCGCUUCGGCCAGUUCGCCUCCUCCUCCCUGCUGAGGAACGUCAGCGACUUCUACGGCACCACCACCACCUUCGAGGUGCACACCUGCCACGGCGCCGACAUCCGCCGCUACUCCAUCUACCCCGAGGAGGAGGAGGUGCUCAUCCCGCCCUACGAGACCUUCAACGUCACCGGUGUCACCCAGCAAGGGGACGAGGUCCUCAUCCAGCUGCGCUCCCACGGCGUGCACAGCAAAUACAACUGCGCCUGGUUCCGAGGCAGAAGCAUCCCCAGAGCCCCCCCAGGCCUCACUGGGCUCCUCCUGGCAGCACUGGCAGCUGUCACUAGCACCCCCUGAGCCAUGAGGCCACCGUGCCUGGUGAAGACAAGGAGCCAGGGAUGGAACCUCUGGUGUCACCAGAAUGGCAGAACUGGCUGGGGAGGCAGAGAGGCCCCUGCAGGGUGGACACUGGAGCAGCCCUGUGGCCACCCUCCCUGAGCCCUGGCUGGGGUGCAGGGUGCAGCUCCGUGGGGGAGCACAGCGAGGAUUUUCUUCCCCUUUUGGAUAUUUUCU